AGCACCUUUUUCCUGCAAAAAGUUUGAGAAUAAGAUGAUGUUGGAUACAUGGAUACACUACAACUAGCACUACCACUAACCUAGCUUAGCGACCUUAGAGUCUAAGUUUAAGGUUUAGUAUAAUCCUAAAUUUUUUGACGGCGUCGUGGCCUUUGUGCCACUCGCCCUUCCUCAUCCCUGUCGUAGAACUACAAAAAUGAAAAUGAAGCUGCCGUCUGCUUGUCUCUCUCCUACCAGUACUGGUACAACUGGUGCUUCGACGACCUCUUUCUCCCCACCAAUCCGCACUGCAGCAGUUCAACAAAACCCUCAAAGGAGCAGUAACUCUCCUAGUACAAGUACUGCAAGGGAACAAGGAGGUCAAAGUACUGCCAGAAAGGUUGGGCAUCGGGCAGCUUCUCGUUCGUUGGAGAUGUCAUCCAUGGGUCGUCCUCGAGGUGCUAGAAGAAGUACCAAGGGGGCCAACUCCCAUCGCGGAUUCUUCUUUUUUCCGCUUCUUCAUCUUCUCCUUCCAACAUAUUCAUAUCUCUAUUACUUUUUUCCGCUCCUUGAACAAGUUUGUUCUGGGCUGAAGUUACUCAUAAGACCGAGACGACCGAUGGAAACAGGACUGGGCAAGUUGUUUAAGGACAAAAAAGAGGUUGCUCAGUAUCGAAAACAAGUAGUCAUCGACCUAGCAUUAAGGCUCAAUACAUUUCAUUUCGUUCCACGGCUCAUUUCUCGGAAGAAAUGAAGGGAAGAAAUGAAAUGUUUUGAGCUCUAAGAGAAGAUCAGCUCAAGUCAGGCGCGUGCGACAAGAUAACGACCCUGUAUGACUUCGUGCAGGACUACCUGCAACAAGAUACAGCGAAACUAGACGCGGCCGCUCUUAAGAGGAAGGUGAGAACCACCUUCAGUUCCUUAGAAGAAGAUGAUUAUGGACAUUUUUCUCCUAUCUUUAUCAACGGACCAUCUUCCUUGCACUCAUACUCAUUAUUUCAAGGGGAAGAAAAGCAAAAGCUGCCAGGAUUGGCACUUCUCAGUUGUUUCAAAGGGAAAAACAAAGACUGCCAGGAAGAUCAUGGUGUGCCAGUAAUAGAGGGGAGAAAAAAUAACAACAUCCAUACUACUAGCUCUUCCACCACUGACUUUGUCCCAGAGCUUUUCGCGUCUGCAGUGAUUGACGACCAUUUUCUCUCCGCAGCUCCGGUCGAAGGACUCGACGCACUGGCCACAGCGCUCUUACGGUCUUCCUCUGCCUUUUAUGAACAAGAACUACUGACCCGUUUGUGUAGUACUAAAAACUUCUAAAGAUAUUGAUAUUGGUAUUAGACUUCUAAAGAUAUGAUGAAUAUGUCAUGGUUUUUAUGUUGGUCUAGUGCAACUUCAACUUGUUAAUAUAGUAUUGUCGUUUCGUUCACCAGAGUCUCCAUUUUCCUCGUCUAACAAAGAAACAGCAAUAGCACGACGAUUGCCUUUCCAGUGCUGAAUAGCGUAGAUGUCCAGUUUGCAGCACGCUUAUUGGAACUCGCUCAAGCUGGCGUCAAAGACAACCCCACGCCUGAUCUUGUUACGGCCAUCUUCUGUAUUCAAGAUCAACUACAGCUAGUAGGGAGUAUAGGUACUUCCUAUAGCUUGCCGGCACGAGGAAGAUUUUUCUACCUGAUGACUUCAAGCACAGGGUUAAUACUGUUGUGCUUCCAUUCAUUUCCUACCUGAAAAAGCAGCUCUCUUAGAAUGGUCUGAGGCAUCUUCAUGCGACCAGCACAGCAACUCUUACUCUAAGUUUGGCAUCAGGAGCGUCUUCUGCAAGAAAGCCAGCAGCAAUAUCGGACACCCAGGCGUCCCUUUGAGUGGUCCCAGAGGAGGUAGUAGUUCUUCGACAUCCCGUCAGGAGCACCAAGAGCAUCGAGCCUACUGCCUCGUUGAGAUCGACCACACUGAACAACUUGGUGCGCAAAAAGACGACCUGAUCAAAAAUAGAACUCGGAGUAUCAAUUUCAAUACUCAUGAAGAUCCAGCCAGCAUGUUGGAAAGCCGGUCUUCUAACGUGGACAUCACUGUUUUUAAGGGUACAAGAAAUCCAUCUUCACUGUCAUCCUGGUCCCGUUUUUUAAAGGGAAAAGGAGACCCAAGAUGCUGCUGAGGAUGGAUUUCCAUUAGUUCUAAUGUUUCAUCAAGCAAACCGCAGAUCUUGGCUGUGGGCUUCGGAUGCGGUAAUGCCGAGGUGGCUGCAAUGGGGAGCAAGUUUGGCAGUGAUCUACACCUCCUAAAAACUCCACGAGCUCACUGCGAGGAACAAGACUUAUGCUAUAGUCAAGAAAUACUUUGGAACGCGGGAGGUCCAUACUCAAGCUCUACUUCUGGCUGUAGGCAUAGUGCAUCAAAUGUACAACUUGAACGUUGAGUCACUGAUGCAUUUCUUGUCGUCUAAUAUGUAGUUGUCAUGAAAGGUUGAAUAGCGAUAGUGUUGUGAUACUGAUAUGUUGUUGCCACCUUUCGAUAUUAGUAAAAAUUGUUUUUCGCUGUAGAACAGUUAAAUGGAUUCUAAGAUGAGCGUCAACGUCGAGGAUGAAUUCUUUUGAGCAUCUUGGGGAGCAAGGGGAGCCACUUGAGCAUCUUGGUGAGCAAGGCGACCCGAUUUUCUUGGAGCACUUGGAGAAUUCAAUUCUUGCCAAACCGAAACAGAAACUCCUCUUAAGACUUGUUCUCCCUCCUAGUAAAACGAGCAGGUAACUUGUUCCUCCUAAGUAACGUCAACAUUUAGUGUCCAUCUUUUUCGACAUCUCGGUCCCCUUUUCCUUUGUAUUCUCAUGAAAUACAAGGUAAAAGGGGUCAAGAUGAGGGGGCCGAGACGCAAUCUAACAGACUCCAACCUCACCUCCUAAGCAGAGCUCUCUUAGAUGAUCACUGUGAUGAUCGGUUAUUUCACUUUUUCGAAGACGAUACGCAAUGAUUUUAGAAGUAGCUAAUAAUGAUCAUUGCAUAUAUCAUGGGAGUAGAAUAGGUUUCUUGGGUGGGGAGCAGUUCUAAUGAUUGCUCUAGCCGAUGGAGGGAAAGGGCACUCAAAUCGGGAUAUGAUCGUUACCUUCCGAACGCUAUGGCACGACAUCAUGCCGGGGGGCGUGUACUCUUAACUUCCUACUUACUCAGAACAAUUAUAGAUUUAUGUAGAACAUGUCAGAGAUAGAGAAGGUCUGGAUCAAAUGUUUCGUGCGAGUACUUUCAAUAAUCGGGUUCAGCAGGCAAGUGUCUCAACCACUUACUUCUCAGAAAUAAUGGCUCAAGACCUUGUGCUAAGCCUAGCGCUUUUUUUUUGAUAUUCCACCACAGAUAUUUGGAGCUUCAAGAAGAACUACAGGGACGGUUGCUUAGUAGUUUAUUCACAUCGUAUUGAGAUUAUCAUACAUACAUUCCAUAUCUGCAUCAUAAUCUUUUUCCGUACCCUUUUGACCGCCAGAUAUUUUGCCAAUUUGAUCGGAGAUAAUGCUUAUAGUCAGAUGACAGCGUCGGAUGCGCAACCUAUCGAUGAGGUUGGCCACGAGACAUCGGGAACGGCUCAAUUCAUGUUAUGGAAUCUACUUCUGCUCUGUUUCCUCGUCUCCUCCAUGGGAGGUACCGCUUCACAGAGUGCAGCUGGCUUAUUAAUGUAGACGCAAACUGCUGAGCAUUCUGAUCAUGUUCUUGUUGAAGCCAGUGAGAAAGAGAGGAGAAAAAAGAUGGAAAAGGAAAAGGAAAACUGAUACUCGCUUCGCGAUUAAUUCUGCACUGAACUUUGUGCGUACCGCUUCGCUUUUACAAACUUUGCGUGAGCGCCAUCGUGUAGACCAGCUAUGACGCCUUUAUGGCAGUCUGCACUGUAGGUUUUGAUUUAUCGGAACUCGCUCGCACUACAAAAAUAAAAAAAAAGCGACAUCAAUUGUAUUGUAUGGUAUUCUAAUCAUGUUCAAGCGAGUGCUGGUGGGCAUGCUGUUGUAUGAGGUGGAUGACGACGUGGAAAGUAUAGAUGUCCAGAAGAAUCACAUCGCGAUCCGGAAAGUGAAGUAGACUUCAGAAAAAAGCACAAAAGCGCUCCACGAAGUUCAAUGUUUCUGUUUUUCUUUUUUCCAUGCCAAUUUGAUAUUACGAACUAAGUAAUACCACGACGUAUUUGGAUGUUUUUGUUUCUCUUUUUUCCAUGCCGAUGAUGUUACGAACUGAGUAAUACCACUGCGUGUAUAACAUCGCCAGCGAUUAUAGUUUUUUCUUCUCCACCACUGGGAACGGAAACGGACAUGGAAGUCAUUCCGUUUUUUGUACAGAAGAUUUCACUGUACAGAGAAUGUCACCGACUAUCAUAGUCAAAGUGUUUCUAG
Molecule: messenger RNA, 4334 nt
Organism: Amoebophrya sp. A25
Lineage: Eukaryota; Dinophyceae; Syndiniales; Amoebophryaceae
Source: the annotation of a GenBank genome assembly